Plectropomus leopardus (leopard coralgrouper) is the source of this 1453-nucleotide messenger RNA. RefSeq names its product mitochondrial ribosomal protein S9 (gene mrps9). Gene Ontology annotation, biological process: translation. Gene Ontology annotation, cellular component: ribosome; mitochondrial small ribosomal subunit. Lineage: Eukaryota; Metazoa; Chordata; Actinopteri; Perciformes; Serranidae. The record is from RefSeq and is a predicted model, not a curated record. Gene Ontology annotation, molecular function: structural constituent of ribosome; RNA binding.
AGCCAUCAUGGCGGCGUCCUGUGUGCGAACCGUGGGAUCGAUUUUCGUAAAAUGUGGGAAUUGCAGCUCGAGAAUAAACACAGUCACGUCGCAGUUAAGCCGACAGGUCCUGAGCAGGCAGAUAUGUGUGAGCUCUGUCCUGAACAGAAAGAACCUGGCGGCUGCAGGUCCGGAAAAGUUCACUAUGGAGUUUAUCGAGAAGCAGGUGGAGGAGUUUAACAUCGGGAAAAGACACCUGGCAAACAUGAUGGGAGAAGACCCCGAAAACUUCACCCAGGAGGACAUAGAUAGGAGUAUCGCCUACCUCUUCCCCUCCAGUCUGUUUGAGAAGAAAGCCCGGCCCCUCAUGAAGCAUCCAGAGGAAGUAUUUCCACGGCAGAGAGCGGUCCAGUGGGGAGCGGACGGGCGGCCGUUCCACUUCCUGUUCUACACGGGCAAACAGUCCUUCUACUCCAUGAUGUUUGAAUUGUACGGCAAAAUCCAGAAAAUAUCCAGGUUCCAAGAUCGUCUGAGAGUCAAGGGACUCUUUUCCCAGGACGUCAAGCCGAUGUCUCUCAGCACAAGCAGGUGGCUCACAAAGGAGGAGCUGGAAACGCUGCUGGUCGAGACGAUCUCCACUCACGAUUACAAUCGCUUCCUCCAGCUGAUGGGGCGCCUGCUGUCCAUGCCCUACGCCCAUACAGAGGAGGCGUUUGUCAUGGGUUACCGACGGGAACUGGAAGCCCAGACCACGAAGCAAAUGGUGCCGACGCUGGAGCGAGAUGACAGGGGCGUGGCCUUUAGCACUGCAGAAGGUCGAAGGAAGUCGGCGAAGUCCUCUGUGGUUCUCCGAGACUGCGGCUCUGGCCGCGUCACCGUCAACAAGGACUACCUGUACUACUUCCCCAUACUACAAGACAGAGAGCAGCUGAUGUUCCCGCUUCAGUUCAUGGGCAUGCUGGGACGCUUCGACCUGGAGUGCACUGUGAGCGGCAGCGGGCGGUCCGGCCAGGCGGGGGCGCUGCGGCUCGCCAUCUCUCGCGCUCUGCUCAGCUUCCUGUCUGAGGGACAGAUGGAGACCAUGAGACAAGCUGGUCUGCUGACCCCCGACCCGAGAGUGAGGGAGAGGAAGAAGCCGGGUCAGGAGGGAGCGCGCAGAAAAUUCACCUGGAAGAAACGCUGAGGAGGAGACUCACCUGAACUCCAACUCCAAACGUUCAGACUGACUUCUGGUGUUUUGUUUUUUGUUGAACCGACUCCUCGUCCUGUUUCCCGGAGCUCGUGUCAUUGUGUCGUUUAUUUAAGCUCUUGGUGCAUCCUCACACACGCAGCCAUGUUUCAAGAUGCAGCUCAGACUGAAGAAGCUGUAGUGACACUUUUCAGCCACCAGAUGGGAGUGUGUAUCAAAGAAUAAAUGAGAGAUGAAUCUGUUUAUCGAUAUAUCAAACAAUAAAUACAUUUUUUCAUGUAAAAA